This is a messenger RNA of Psilocybe cubensis, 1944 nucleotides long. RefSeq lists its product as uncharacterized. The record is from RefSeq and is a predicted model, not a curated record. NCBI's taxonomy places the organism in Eukaryota, Fungi, Basidiomycota, Agaricomycetes, Agaricales, Agrocybaceae. The coding region runs from base 1 to 1944 and encodes 647 amino acids. The transcript has 4 exons.
AUGAAAGGAUCGCGCAGAAAGUACAAGAUUCGCAGACGAUGCUUCGUACAUGACGACGAGUGGGACGAUCUCACUCCUUCUUACCACCCUGACGGCCCAGUCAAUCGUAGUCCACCGCGGUACAGGAAACGUUGGUCCUCUCGGUCACGGUCGAGGUCAAGGUCAAGGUCACAGACGCCUCGUGCCUGGGACGGAAGUGAAGAACGGACUGCGGGGCCGUCGUCUUCAUCGCAAGUACCAACUUUAAGCUCUAGAAUCACGGAUCACCCCGCCCCUUCCUCGUCCAGAGCUCCUCCAACGCAACCACCACCCAUCAGGACGGCAUCUCUAGGCGGCAUGAGCAGCGCAUAUUCACCGACAUCAGCCCAAUCUGGUUCGUCUAGAAUCUUAUCUGGCAACAUCGUGACGUCGCCAAACUCAGCUCCGACAGAACCUAAGGCUUUUCGUGCCUUCCAAAGCGCACACAAAAGCACAAAUCCACAAUCUAAUUCACCGGCCACGCCAAUCCAGAUGCAUCAUGGAGAGGCAUCGUCAUCCUUGCAGCCCGCGCCUCCACCUCCGCCAAACCAUUCCCCGCCGAUGCAACCCCCGCAACCCUUACCAGAUGUACCCGAUGUCAUGAUGGUACCGGCAGAAUCACAGCCAGCCGACCGAAAGACAGAAGAUAAGAAAGAAUUUUGGGAAAAACGGACAGCAUCCAUCGCUAAAUCCACGCGGCUGCUUGAAAAAGUGAAGGAGCUCGAUAAAUCAUGCAAAGACGCAGAUCACGUAUUGCAAAGUUCAUUCUUUGCAGGUCUGCCGGAGCCUGAACGCGCACGUCUCAGAGAACAAUACCAGUCACUUCUCACGGCGCGAAAGGACGCAGAGAAGGAGUAUCAUGCAAUCAGACAAGAGCUUGCCAAUGCCGACGCAUGGCCCACGGGCCCAUCAGCCACUUUUCAAGCGGAAGAAGACGUUCUCGCGAAACAGAAAGAGAUCUCGACGUAUCUCAAGGAGCUCGCGACAAUGAUGCAGGAAGUGCAAAAAGUAUUUGGAGAGUUGCCAAAAUACAACCCUCCUGCUUUGCUUUCGCAGGGUGCUGGAGCAGACGAAGAUGGGACUGCUAUGGAUGUGGAUGUUAAGCCUGAGUCGUCUCAGGCAGGUCGAAAGCGCCGCAGGAUGGACGAUGCAGGCAGAGCAGAUGCAGAUGGACCUUCAGCGGAGGAAAUGCAGGAAUUUAUCACCACGCUAACGGACCUUGAGGAGAAAAUAUCGACCCUCAGGAAUGACAUGACCGCCCGUGAUGCAGAAACAAGAGAAGAUCUGGAAAAUCUCAUUUCGACGAGGAUCGACGAAAAUAAUUUCAAGAAUGCCGAGAUUGCGCGGGAGAGGGAAGAGAAGUUGCAGGAGGAAGAGAAGACUAGGAAUAACCUUCUUGGUGCACUGACCACAGAGGUACAGAAGGCGGGGGAUGAUAUCGGUGAGAUCGCUACGGCGGUUGGGGGCCUGGUUCUUCGUGUGGCCGAUCUUGAGGUUGAACUUUCAAAGGAAAAGGAAGCCCAUGAAACUGCGUUAAGCAGACUGGCUGUGGUCGAAGAACGUCUAUCACAAUAUGGCAAGUCCCAAGCGGAAUACACGCGCAACAUCGACACUCUCACGGCAGCCUUGGAGGCAUACAAAACUUCUCCCCCUACUCCUCCAGUCACUCCACGCAACCCCUCCGCCGCGUAUGUCAUCUCCGUCAUUGAAGAACGCAUUCUCGCGGGUCUGCACUCGACAAUGGUUCCCUUUGUUGAAGAGCUACGACGUGACAUGGAAAAUCUGUUGUCUGAAAAGAAUCGUGAGGUUUAUCGCGUGGUGUGGGACAAACUUGGCAAGACGAUGAAGCUGAUCGAGAAAAUCAAGGCGAGGGUUGACGCUGGCGUCAGCGGUGAAGGUGUCGCUCGAGGCCCGAACCAGGCGUAG